Molecule: messenger RNA, 2163 nt
Organism: Batrachochytrium dendrobatidis JAM81
Lineage: Eukaryota; Fungi; Chytridiomycota; Chytridiomycetes; Rhizophydiales
Exons: 3
Coding region: 1-2163 (720 amino acids)
Source: RefSeq, a predicted model, not a curated record
AUGUAUUGGUCAACAGUGACUGCAAUCAAUGACAAUAUUGCAGUCAAUCCAAUCCAUGUGUUGAUUGGAACAAUGAUUAUCCACUUGUCAGAUUCAGCAUCUUACAAGACUGCCACCACUCCCCUCCUUGAUGCUAUUCCUGUUGACGAACUCACUCUUCAUUUUGAGGUGUAUGGUCCAGCCAUUGCUCGAUAUGGGUUUCUAACCUCUAUUCAACAUCCUUUUGGUUGUUACGACAGUCCACUGACUAUUAAAUCCAAGAAUGAUGUGAAUGUUGACCGUCCCUAUCAAAGACACUUUGUACGAAGUAAAAGUGACCAAGAAUUCAUCGAAACCAAUAAUUUGAAAUUGCGAAAACCAAAUGACGCUUUCAAGUAUUUGAUACAUCAUCUGGAAAAGAUUGUCAAUGUCUCGAGGUUUCCAAAUAACGCCGUAUUUAACGACAAUUGCUUGGAACACCGUCUUGAUAGGAGAGUAACCAAUUAUCAAAUUGACAAUGUCGAUAAUAUCAAACUGUUUUUUGCUGUUUCUGGUGCAGGAAAAACAAGGAUGUUUCUAGAGUUGCUUUAUUCAAACUUUGGGUACUACUUUGCUUGCAAGAGCUCUCAAGAUGACUUUGGCUCUAAAGACAUGUAUCAAUGCCGGAUGUAUUGCGAGAGUAACUAUCAGCCUGAACUCACUGAACAUGCUAUCCAACUGUUGUAUUUCGUUCGGGUUUCUGUUUGCAACUACUUGAUAAGCAAGGGAUUCAAGGAACCUUGGCAAAUUCUUCUGGCUCAGCUCCAUCCUAUCGCAUUCUUUGGAGUUGACUUGUUUGAGCGUCUUUUUACGACCCUUGUAAAAGAGCCUGGACUUGCCCCAACUGCUAUUACAAACCCGUUUCCUUUUAUUGCCAUUGAUGGAGUCCGAAAUCUUGCACGAGGUCGUCGUUUUCAUUUUCAACCAGAAAUAUUUCCUCAUUGCCUACUGUCUGGCACCAGUAUUGACUUUGAACUCAUCAAAGAGCUAGUGGAGUUCAGUGCUAUGAAGGAUGAUCAAAUCACAGAUUGUGUAGUUGUAUCAGAUUUCCAUUCUCUGACAAAACUCGAGGUCGAACAGUAUGCUAGACAAUUUUUACAAGACCAUCAAGUCGAUCAACUGGAUGCUAUUGUAUCAAGAAUUUCAGACUUUGAAUUAUGUCAUGGAAGACCAUGUUCUAUAUCGUAUAUUCUGGGCACAUAUAUGAAAUCAAAUGAUAUUGACACUGCAAUUAGCAAAUUUAUCACUGGGAUAUCUAAUGUUGAUGGCCAGAUUUUCCCGCUUAGAUUCUUGAAAAAUGACCUUGAUGAAGGCAUUCGUUCAUUUGACAAAGUCAUUGCUGGUGAUAACCUGUCAGGACCCAUUUGCGACGCAUUUAUUGAUGCCAUCUGGAAGGGAAAAAUGUACCUUAAAGUGACAGACAAUGACGGUGCUACUGCAAUACUUUAUGGUUUGGGAUUUGGUCAGACUGUCGAUGGAACUAUAUCUUCCAUUGAAAUUCAAGAGUUGGCUGUAAUCGAGUGUCUUUGCUACUUUUUCCCCUUUGCACACACUGUCAAAAGUUUAUACCAAAAAAUUGGCUCGUAUCCUAACCCUAACCCUCAAACGGUUGGCUAUUUGGCGGAAUACUUGGUUGCGUUUGCUUUAGUAGCCAACUAUUCUGGUCCUGAUGCUGCCAAUAGUAUCAAGGCAUCCCGAGAUUCUGCAUCCGGCUAUUUACUAUUUGGUGAUUCAGAUCAAGUAUGCUUUCCCGAUCAUAUGUGUGGACCAGAUAUCAUCUACAAGUGUGCCAAUACAAAGACUGUAUACAUUGUCCAAGUCAAAUUUGUCGAGAGAAUGUCAAAACAACAAGCUGCAAACGCUUACAAUACUACAGAUCCUGAACGCUUUUAUUGCAAACGUAAUGGCGGUGGAGUGUCGGAAGGGUUUGAAAAAGAACGAACUUACCUUCUUAGCACUUUGUCGGAACUACACAAAUCAGGUUACUCAUUGCAACAGACUCUGGUUAUUCAUACUGCUGAAAAGAACCCCGUUGAUGUUCAAGGUAUGGAAAUCAUCAAUAGUCAAAACUCUCCUCAGUUUUUUGAUGAGAUUGGCAACGGUGUUUGGAGUUUUUUGGAUUCAGUUGGAAAUAACCUUCAAUAA